Neocloeon triangulifer is the source of this 1907-nucleotide messenger RNA. RefSeq names its product epidermal retinol dehydrogenase 2-like. Bases 125 to 1189 code for a protein of 354 amino acids. The transcript is spliced from 7 exons. Lineage: Eukaryota; Metazoa; Arthropoda; Insecta; Ephemeroptera; Baetidae. Gene Ontology annotation, cellular component: lipid droplet. The record is from RefSeq and is a predicted model, not a curated record. Gene Ontology annotation, molecular function: oxidoreductase activity, acting on the CH-OH group of donors, NAD or NADP as acceptor.
CGUUUUGCACUAUAACCACCGACACAUGAGCAGUCCUCGACGUACUCGCACCGUCAACACAGCAGCACACGGGCUCGCUUGAUUUGUCGGAAUACACACGAUCGUUCGGCCACCCAGCGCAACCAUGUUCCAGGGCCUGGUCGAUUUCCUCGUGUUCCUCCUCCUCUCGGCGUAUUAUAUCAUCGAGUCCAUCAUCAUCAACCUCAUCCCUCGACACUACAGAGCCGGAUGGAGACAAAACCUGAAGGGCGAAAUCGCCCUUGUGACCGGCGGCGGCAAUGGCAUCGGAAGGAUCCUCUGCACCAAGCUUAGCAGGCUGGGAGCAACCGUUGUCAUUUGGGACAUAAACUCGCAGGGCGCUGACGAUACGGCCGCAAUGUUGCGCCAAGAAGGUGGCAAAGCGCACAGCUACAAGUGUGACAUUUCAAACUGCGAAGAUGUGUACGCGACGGCAACGAAGGUCCGCACCGAAGUUGGCAAGGUCACCAUUCUGGUCAACAAUGCUGGCAUUGUGACCGGAAAGCGGCUCCUGGAUUGCCCCGACUCGAUGAUCAAGAAGACCUUUGACGUCAAUAUUCUGGCGCAUUUCUGGACAACGAAAGCUUUCCUGCCUGACAUGAUUGCAACCGACAAUGGCCACAUCGUCACCAUUGCCAGUUUGGCUGGUUUGGUUGGCGUAAACAAACUGGUCGACUACUCUGCCUCCAAGUUCGCCGCUGUUGGCUUUGAUGAGAGUCUGCGACUGGAGCUUGAGGUUGAGGGUAGGAGAGGAGUGAGCACCACUGUUGUCUGCCCAUACUACAUCAGCACUGGAAUGUUCGAAGGUGUCAAGUCAAGGCUGUUUCCAAUCCUGGAGCCGGACUACGUGGCCGACGAGAUUGUGACUGCGAUCCGAUCCAGGGACAAGGUGCUGCUGAUUCCCUCGUACCUGCGCAUCUUUUUGGCCCUCAAAUUUUUGGUUCCAUGGGAUUGUGCCCUGGUCUUCCUGCGCUGCCUGAUCGCCGAUACCAUGCAGCAGUUUGGCUACAAGGAUGGACAUGUGGUCCCCCUGAUGGCCAACAGCAAGAUGCCUGAAGAGCCUGUGAAGAAGGUGGUGCCCGAAGAGGUCACCCAGCUCAACGGCAACACCAACAACGUCGCCUACUGCCGUCUGCAGCAGAAGGAAACCAACGAUGGCCGCCUUAUCUGAGUUCACUAGUGCUGCCUUAACUCGAUGGACAAACCUAUAGUGCUAUAUAAUUACGCGCGCGCUGCUUUUAGUAUAUGGCCACCUUUAAUUUAUUUGCCAGAAUUAGUGGGAUUGUCGGCAGCCAUCAUAUCACUUCAAAAAAUCUCCAAAAUAAUCGAUACGUAUACUUGCUUUGAAAACAAAACCUUUGCUCUUGUUGAAAGAGACUGCAAGUGCCAAUAACGUUUUCAAUGUGGGGUUUUAAAUUGUUUUAAAAUUUUGCCGGCAGAUUUUCACAAGUCAAUCAUUUUUUGAGUAAAAAUUUGCAGAGUAGAAAAAAAACACCUUCAGGAUAUAAAUUUUGAUAGUUUCCUUGUUUGUCUUCCAGAUAUAUGUAUACUUUGUGUUUGUGCAUAGACAAUUUAUCAAUUAAAUAAUCCCCUUCUGUUCCAUUGCUCAACGUUCAAACUUUGUUCUUUUAGUUUUUUUAUGCUUUUUUAAUUUUUUAGUUUUCCGUCCGAAACACUGAAGUAUUCUCCAGUGGUUGAUCUGCUCUCUCUACCAAUAUGUGAUAGCAUUUUUGGUGGUAUCUAGUUUUUUUUAAGCAAUGUGCUGCUCUCAGCUUGUGUUUAAGUGCGGAGAGACUGGGCAACCAUGAAUGUGUGUAUCUGAAUUACCAAUGUUUGAUAAUCGUCUUUAUAAAGAAUUAUUGUGAUAUUCACCAAAAUAAAAAUAAACC